CUGCCCGGCCUGACGUCACUGCCCCUCCCCCUGCUUAGGGGCCGCCCCCCCCUCCUCCUCCUCUGCUGUCCCCUCCCGCCAUGUUAGGAGGAGGAGGAGGAGGAAGGGAGGCCGGCAGAGCAAGGAGCCGCCCCCGCUUGGCUCGCCCGCCCGGCAGCGUUAGCAGCUGAAGCGCUUGCAUGGAAGCCGGGCCGCCGCCGGGAGCCCUGAGCAGAGCCGCGUCCUAGGCGGAGCGAGGAGCCCGCCCGGCCAGCCUGCCCACCCACCCCACCAGUGCCUACCUGGGAGGGAGCCCCCUCUUCGCCGCCACCCUUCCCGUCCCCUCGCAGCGAGGGGAGGGAAGAGCAUGAGCGGCUGCCCCGUUCCUGCCCGCCGCGGCGCCGCCUGGGCGAGGAGGAGGAGAGGGCGAGGAGGCGGCGGCGGCGGCGGAGGAGGAGGCGGAGAGGCAGCCUCGGCGAGAGCAGCAGCAGCAGCGCCGCGGCGGCCGCCACCAGCACCACGACGACGACAGCAGCGGCGGCGCCGGCGACGACAUGGUGCCCUUCGCGCCGCCGGAGGGCGCGGAGGAGCCUCAGCCUGAGCCUGAGUCGGAGCCCUCCUGCCCGCCUCGCCGGCUCGCGCCUCAGCCGCCGCCUCCCGCCCGCAUGGAGGUCUCCUCGGGAGGAGGGGGAGGCAGCAGUGGCGAGCUGAAUGGCAUUAAAAUGGUGGAUGAACCUAUGGAGGAGGGAGAACCAUAUUCCUAUGAGGAUGAAGGAAGUGUGAAAGAGAUACCUAUUACUCAUCAUGUAAAGGAAGGAUGCGAAAAGGCAGAUCCUGCACAAUUUGAAUUACUUAAAGUCCUAGGUCAAGGAUCGUUUGGAAAGGUAUUCCUUGUGAGGAAACUUAUUGGUCCUGAUGCUGGACAGCUGUAUGCAAUGAAAGUUCUGAAGAAAGCUUCUUUGAAAGUUCGAGACAGAGUUCGUACAAAGAUGGAGAGAGAUAUCUUAGUAGAAGUAAAUCAUCCGUUUAUUGUCAAACUGCACUAUGCCUUUCAGACUGAAGGGAAGCUAUAUUUAAUAUUGGAUUUUCUCAGGGGAGGGGAUGUGUUCACAAGAUUAUCCAAAGAGGUUAUGUUUACAGAGGAAGAUGUGAAAUUCUACCUCGCAGAACUGGCCCUUGCUUUGGAUCAUCUGCACAGCUUGGGGAUUGUAUACAGGGACCUGAAGCCAGAAAACAUUUUGCUUGAUGAAGCAGGACAUAUCAAAUUAACAGACUUUGGCCUCAGCAAAGAAUCUGUCGAUCAAGAAAAGAAGGCCUACUCUUUCUGUGGUACUGUAGAGUACAUGGCACCGGAAGUUGUAAACCGGCGAGGCCACAACCAGAGUGCUGACUGGUGGUCCUUUGGCGUUCUUAUGUUUGAAAUGCUUACUGGUACAUUACCAUUUCAAGGUAAAGAUCGGAACGAAACUAUGAAUAUGAUACUGAAAGCAAAACUUGGAAUGCCCCAGUUCCUUAGCCCUGAAGCUCAAAGUCUUCUGAGGAUGCUGUUUAAAAGGAAUCCUUCAAAUAGGUUAGGAGCUGGUCCUGAUGGAGUUGAAGAAAUCAAGAGACAUCCCUUUUUUUCAACCAUUGACUGGAAUAAAUUAUUCAGGAGAGAGAUUCAACCACCAUUUAAACCUGCUUCUGGAAGACCAGAAGAUACAUUUUGUUUUGAUCCAGAAUUCACAGCAAAAACACCAAAAGAUUCUCCAGGAGUUCCACCUAGUGCUAAUGCACAUCAGCUCUUCAAAGGCUUUAGCUUUGUUGCAACUACUUCCAUAGAAGAUCACAAAUUUCCCCCCCUCAACAAUAUAUUACCAAUCGUUCAGCAACUUCAUGGGAACAGUGUACUAUUCACAGAUGCCUAUGAACUCAAGGAGGACAUUGGUGUUGGCUCCUACUCUGUGUGCAAGCGAUGUAUCCAUAUAGCUUCAAGCAUGGAGUUUGCUGUUAAGAUAAUUGACAAGAGUAAGAGAGAUCCCUCGGAAGAAAUUGAGAUUUUAAUGCGCUAUGGACAGCACCCUAACAUUAUUACUUUAAAAGAUGUGUACGAUGAUGGUAAAUAUAUCUACCUUGUCACAGAACUGAUGAAAGGAGGUGAGCUGCUGGAUCGUAUUCUUAGGCAAAAGUAUUUCUCAGAACGGGAAGCAAGUGCUGUCUUGUAUACGAUCACUAAAACAGUUGACUACCUCCAUUGUCAAGGAGUAGUGCACCGAGAUCUUAAACCUAGUAAUAUUUUGUAUAUGGAUGACUCUAAUAAUGCCGACUCCAUCAGGAUUUGCGAUUUUGGUUUUGCAAAACAGCUUCGGGGGGAGAAUGGGCUUCUUUUAACCCCAUGCUACACCGCCAACUUUGUAGCACCAGAGGUUCUCAUGAGACAGGGCUAUGAUGCUGCUUGUGAUAUCUGGAGCCUGGGUGUCCUCCUGUAUACAAUGUUGGCUGGGUAUACUCCUUUUGCCAACGGUCCCAAUGAUACCCCCGAAGAAAUCCUCCUACGAAUAGGCAGUGGGAAGUUCUCUUUAAGCGGAGGCAACUGGGAUACUGUUUCAGAUGCAGCAAAGGACUUGCUAUCUCAUAUGCUGCAUGUGGAUCCACAUCAACGAUAUACUGCAGAGCAAGUUCUCAAGCACUCGUGGAUAGCCUGCAGGGACCAGUUGCCACAUUACCAACUUAACAGGCAAGACGCGCCACAUCUAGUCAAGGGGGCCAUGGCUGCCACAUAUUCUGCACUGAAUAACAAGACUUUUCAACCUGUAUUAGAGCCUGUCGCAGCUUCAAGCUUAGCUCAACGGCGGAGCAUGAAAAAGCUAACAUCAACAGACUUAUAGUUCCACUGGGGCACGUCAGCCAAAGUGGAAUAAGGGGAAAGAACUCCAAUAAACGUCUCUGUAUCUGCCUGGCCUGUGAUUGAAAAGGCAUAUACAAGUUCCUCCUACACUACUUGAAUUCUGUUGAAGAAAACAUGUCCACAGAUUCAGGGGGAUUCAUGACGUUUUUGUAGGAAGAGUUAGUGGUUCAUUGAAGCAAAACAUCAGGGUACAUCAUGAGGAAUUUUCUGUAUGCUGUCUUUUUACCAAGAUCUGUUGCAUUAUGUUAAUACUUCUAAAUACUGUAUAGUUUUUGCCCAGUUCAUAAAGAAAAAUUAGGGGACCACUGACAAUGCUCAAGUUGUAAAUUAAAAAAAGAAAAGGAAAUAUUGUUUAGUAUGUUUGCUACCUGGCCCUAUUGUGUAAAAAGUUGAAACUUGUAAGCUCUCUAGUUUUGUAAAUUGGUCAAUUCACCCAUAGACUCCAUUGACUUAACCCAUUGGUACAACAAGGCAGUCCCACUCAAAUACUCUAUCAGUGCAAGAGUGCUGAUAUGGGAGCCCUAGACAUUGGAUAGAGGGCACAAAGAGAAGUGGUGACGGGGGUCUGAGAACCUGCACUUCAGUUACAGUGUGAAAGCCAUUGUUUGAGCUAUAGGGUUGCUUGGUUUUGGAGUGCCUUCAUGCAAGGUUGUUAGAAGUUGGUUAAGAUGAUGAUGAUGUAUUGUAUUUGAACAUGUACAUGCUGUCUCAAUCUUUGGAGGAUUUGAAGAGAAGGGUGAGUAGGCAUCUUUUGGGUAUUUUUGAGGUAUAGACGAAAACAUCUAGCUAUAGAAUAUCCGUGGGCCAGGGGUAGAUCUAGAUGACCCAGAGAGUCCCUCCGACAAUAUGAUUCUUCUGCAACAAGGGAGUUGGUGUGUUGUGCUAUGUACAUGUCUGUAAAAUGGGCUGUGCCUUUUCCAUUUACCAUAGAAGGGCUGACCUUGUAUCCUCACUGAGGUCUGAAAACAAACCCUUCAGAGUGGGAACCUGAAGAGCACCUGGUAUUUCUUUUGAUUGCCUGUUGAGCUGUCUUGGUGACCCACUGUGUUGUGCUCUUGCUUUCCUCUUUCCUCUGUGAUUUAGUUACCAUUUAGUAGGUCUUUCUCAUGCUGGGAUAGCUGUUAACCUAGCAUUGUAAGAUACAGAUGUUUUUAUCACAUAGCAUAUUUCACAAUGGCUUUAUUUAUUCAAACUUAAUAGAAAAUUCUGUUAUGUCA
Molecule: messenger RNA, 4083 nt
Organism: Hemicordylus capensis (graceful crag lizard)
Lineage: Eukaryota; Metazoa; Chordata; Lepidosauria; Squamata; Cordylidae
Gene: RPS6KA6
Product: ribosomal protein S6 kinase A6
Exons: 22
Coding region: 534-2846 (770 amino acids)
Biological process (GO): protein phosphorylation
Molecular function (GO): ATP binding; ribosomal protein S6 kinase activity; magnesium ion binding
Source: RefSeq, a predicted model, not a curated record